GGUUGGUUAUAGUCGCAAGAAAUCUUCGGUCCACCAACACGGAAAGGAAAACGGUUCUUGGGAAGAAAUUGAGAAAAUAAUCGGGACACGUUCAAGCAAUAAUAAUUAGUCACUCCCCAAGCGAAAAAAUUACGCAAUAAAUGGUCACGACUUCCAAAAUCCUGAUCUUAUUUAACGCCCUGAUUCAGUGAGGAGCAUAGCAUUGCGGCGUCAUUGCUUGUGGUGGCGGGGCACAUGGAGGCACCAGAAGCACGAAACUGAUAAGGAAGAAGGAAGGACAGGCGGGAGGAGGGAGACGCCAUUUCUGAUCCCUUUUUGGCUCUUCUGGUGUAGGUGAUUUGUCAUAUAUUGGGUCCUGCGAUUGGCUUUUGCAGCAGCGCCAUCCUCGUGCCUUUGAUUAUUUUAGCGCGCCGCUCUGGGGAAGGAGGGCGAUUCGGAAGGGAAGGCGAAGGGAAUGCGACUAGGAAAAUAUGAGAUCGGAAGGACUCUUGGCGAGGGGAACUUCGGCAAGGUGAAGUACGCCACGAAUGUCGAGACCGGGAAGGGAUUCGCCGUGAAGAUCCUCGAGAGGGAGAAGAUCUUGCAGCUUAAAAUUACAGAGCAGAUAAAACGAGAAAUUAGGACGUUGAAGCUGUUGAAGCAUCCCAAUGUGGUCAGGUUAUACGAGGUGUUGGCAAGCAAAACGAAGAUUUACAUGGUCCUUGAAUAUGUGAAAGGCGGCGAAUUGUUUGACAAGAUUGCAAUGAAUGGGAGGCUAAAGGAAAGAGAAGGUCUGAUGCUUUUCCAGCAGCUCGUCGAUGGCGUGAGCUAUUGCCAUGACAAAGGAGUUUUUCAUAGGGAUCUAAAGCCUGAGAAUGUCCUAGUUGAUGCAAGGGGUAACAUCAAAAUCUCAGACUUUGGACUCAGCGCUUUACCCCAACAUCUCAGGGACGACGGUCUGCUGCAUACUACCUGUGGAAGUCCGAAUUAUGUGGCACCGGAGGUGCUUGCGAACAGAGGAUAUGAUGGUGCCACUGCGGAUAUAUGGUCCUGUGGUGUAAUCCUAUAUGUUAUACUCACUGGCUGCCUCCCUUUUGAUGAUCGAAAUCUUGCAGUUCUCUAUCAGAAGAUUUUCAAGGGUGAUGUUAUGAUUCCUAAAUGGCUUUCUCCUGGUGCCCAACACAUGAUGCGGAGAAUUCUGGAUCCUAAUCCAAAGACAAGGAUAACUGCAGCUGAAAUUAAAGAAGACAAAUGGUUUAAACAAGGAUAUUCUCCUGCAGCUCCUGAGGAAGACGAUGAUGAUGGCUUGUUAGACAUGCAUGACUUGGAUGAAGCGUUCUCGUUUUCAGAAGCAGAGCAGGUGCGCGAUGGGAAGGCACCUGCCUUUAUCAAUGCUUUUCAGCUUAUUGGAAUGUCAAGCAGUCUAGAUCUCUCUGGUUUUUUCGAGAAAGAGGAUGCCUCCGAAAGAAAGAUCAGAUUUACGUCAAAUUAUUCAGCAAAAGAGUUGCUUGAGAAGAUUGAGGACAUUGUCACCCAGAUGGGAUUUCACGUCCUGAAUAAAAAUGGCAAGCUGAAGGUCGUUCAAAGCCGUAAGGAUUUGAAGGGCCCUGGUUCUCUAUGCAUAAUGACAGAGGUUUUUGAGCUAAACCCGUCGUUGUAUGUGGUGGAGCUGAGGAAAUCAUCGGGCGACAUUGCGCUCUAUCGACAGUUAUGUACAAAGCUAGCGAACGAUCUGGGUGUGAGCAGAAGCCAGCCUCUCCUGACCUCAAUUGCUUGUUAAAGAGAGGACCCACCGCAACCAGUUCUUUUCUCAAUUUUGUGCAUUAAAAAAAAAGAAAAAGAAGUGGCGACCAGUUCUCAUGAGAUCUUCGUGUAUAGUCUUUUCUAUUCGUGUGCAUCUAUAUAUUUAUAUCUAUAUUCUUUCUCUCUCAUGUAAAACCUCAUGAGGUUCAAUUAUGAUGAAAUGAAGAUCAUUUUUAUUGCAUAAA
Messenger RNA from Nymphaea colorata (pocket water lily), 1967 nucleotides. RefSeq names its product CBL-interacting protein kinase 1. The record is from RefSeq and is a predicted model, not a curated record. Gene Ontology annotation, biological process: signal transduction; protein phosphorylation. The coding region runs from base 455 to 1759 and encodes 434 amino acids. Lineage: Eukaryota; Viridiplantae; Streptophyta; Magnoliopsida; Nymphaeales; Nymphaeaceae. Gene Ontology annotation, molecular function: protein kinase activity; ATP binding. The transcript is spliced from 13 exons.